AUGACUUCUUCAUUAGUAACCUCAAGCUUAAAGUCUUUAACUAUCGCGAAAUCAUCAUCGUCGACCCUUUUUUCUCUUCCUUCAAUCUUCAACAUCUCUUCCUCCAAACCUCGCCGCUCUAAUUUUCCCCUCCUUACACGACGACCCAUUAACCUCCCUCUCUCUCUCAAACAUCAUAAUCUCUCUCCUCUCGUUACCUUCGUUUCCCAAACUUCGGAUUGGGCAGAGGAAGAAGGUGAAGAUGCUUCCGUCGCCGUUGAGGAAGCCAAGUUGUGGGAUGGAGAAGAAGAAGACACGAGUGGGACUGAAGAAGACGGUGGUGGGUUUCAAGAGCCACCGGAAGAGGCUAAACUGUUCGUCGGAAACUUGCCGUACGAUGUUGAUAGCCAGGCUUUGGCUAUGCUCUUUGAGCAAGCUGGUACAGUUGAGAUUUCAGAGGUUAUAUACAAUAGGGACACCGACCAGAGUCGCGGAUUCGGUUUUGUAACAAUGAGUACCGUUGAGGAAGCAGAGAAAGCCGUUGAAAAACUCAACCGCUAUGAAGUGAAUGGGAGGCUUUUGACUGUAAACAGAGCAGCUCCUAGAGGAUCAAGACCAGAACGCGAACCUCGUGUCUACGAAGCUGCGUUCAAGAUCUACGUUGGGAACCUUCCAUGGGAUGUAGACAACGCUCGUCUACAACAAGUGUUCAGCGAGCACGGGAAAGUAGUCGAAGCUCGAGUUCUUACCGACAGAGAGACGGGUCGUUCACGUGGGUUCGGUUUUGUUACAAUGUCAAACGAAACCGAAGUCAAUGACGCCAUUGCUGCUCUUGAUGGACAAAAUUUGGAAGGCAGAGCUAUUAGAGUCAACGUUGCUGAGGAACGACCAAGGCGUGGAUUUUGA
Messenger RNA from Microthlaspi erraticum, 885 nucleotides. The record is from the annotation of a GenBank genome assembly. Lineage: Eukaryota; Viridiplantae; Streptophyta; Magnoliopsida; Brassicales; Brassicaceae.